UUCAGGUCCACGUGAACAUAUUUUGAGCAAUGUGAUUCAUAAACUUAUCAGAUAAACCGAGCGUGAAUUGAAUUAUAGUGGCGUUCGAAUACUAUAAUCUGUGAAUUUGAAUGAAAGUGACAGUGAGACAUAGCUGGAAAUCGUUGCCGACGCUUUUUAAACCAAUAACGUAGAUUAAGGGACCUGUGCUUGUGUUGGUGCUGCGGACGCAGCGCUCAACAUGUGAGGUUAAAGCAGACAGACAAACAGACGGCGGCAACAAGCUAUAAAAAACAACAAUUUAUACAGGAGACAUAGGAUUAGGAUUCAAGAUCAACAGUGAAUAGGUGCCGUGCGCAGGCUGAAAUAUCCCAAAGCAAUCCCCUUGACACGAAAUGGACUCCCGAUUGCUGAAUGUUUUCCAUGAGGAUCCCUUCGACGGAAACUUUGCAAAAUAUGAGACCGAGCCGAGCUUCUGGUCUCCCAACGACGACCUGCAGUUGACGGAUACACUGAACGGAAUACUGCCCAUUGCACCCACAGACGCCCAUUCCCUGCUGGGCCACGACGGCGACGAGGAUGUGGAGUUGCAGAGCAGCAAGAACCUGCUGAUCUACAGCGAUUUCGUGGAGCAGCAGCUGAACGACCAAGAGGCUAACGCACUCAAUGCCCAGGUCUAUCAGGCCUUCGCCGACAGCGAGGUGGAAGUGGCCUACGAGCAGCACGAGCGUCAUUUGAGCGCCGCAGGCCAAUAUGGUGAUCUAGCCGUUGCAGGUCUUGGAGGAAGUCACAUAGAGGAGGAUGAGGAGGAAGGGGAGGAUGUGCAGAGUCAAUGCAGCAACUCUACGUUCCGCACGCGCACAGAUAGCUCCUCAAUUGGCGACUACGAGUCGCACUCGAGCGACUACGACGACGAUGACGAGGAACCAGUACCGGAACCGGAACUGGAACAAGAACGGAAACACAAUACGAGUCUGCUCAGAGGCAAUGUCGAUGCAUUGGAUGAGUGCAGCGAUCGCAAGAGUCGAACGCUGAGCACCAACACCAUUGUCUCGGAGGCGGAUGCCUUGGGGCUGAACAUUGACGUUAAUAACUUUGAUCUGGCUGAUUUUAUCACUAAAGAUGACUUUUCGGAGAACAUAAGCGCGUGCCGCUUGGCAGAGUCGAAGCGGAUCCAAGAAACAGCUUCACUUACUCACUCCAAAGUGUCAUUAGAGCCACCAUCUACUCCAUCAGGUAGUGCUGGUGCUGCCACUGCUUCUGUUGUGCGAAAGCCUACAGCUGUACCCACGAAGCUGCGCGACUCUGACGACGACUCAGACUCGAUCAUCGAUGUGGAAACUGUCGAUGUGGUGGACGUGGAUGAGACCUUGUGGGUCAAGGGCCAGCUGGCGCAAGCGGAGGCAGCUUCUCCCGAGGAUCUGUGCUAUGUGGACAAUGUGAAGGCCGAUCCAUCCUGGUCUCCGAAAGGGUCUGCGAAGAAACCACUGUCUCUUGCUAAAGAGCCCAAGCUGGCGCCGAUGGAAAACCAGGAAAUCCAGGCUCGAGGAGCCACCGGCUCAGCCAAGCCGAAGGCCACAAACAACAUUUGCCUGGUGCCCAACAAGAAGCAGUGCGACUUCCUCAAGCGUAAGGUGGCGGCAGGUGCCGCGUCCAAGUCGAAUAAAGCGGCCUCGAAGAAAACUCAAGAGGGUAAGAAAUCUGCAAUCGGCAGCAAGCAGCAGCGGCCUGCCGCUAGCACUGGCUUGGGCCUGGGAGGGAAGAAUCUGGCUCUUCUCAAGCAUAAUCGGGAAGCGGCAGCAGCAAGCGUGCCGCCAGUACCAGCAACGGCAACAGCAACAGCGCCCAAACGAAAACUUAAUCUGGAGGAGUACAAGCAGCGUCGCGGUGCCGGCGGCACUGCCGUCGCCAAGACCGGCACGAAGGUCAAGCCCACGCCUCCCAAACAGCCCAAGUUGGAGCAACAAAGGCCGCCCCCAACUGGCGCAAUGGGUGCUCUGGGCGCGCUGAAACCAAUGCCAGUUACAACGCCUUCGAACCAGCAACAACAGAAGACCGUGGCUAUAGCCCAGAUCGUCAACAGUCUCAAGUGCCCACCCAUUAAAGGGGGGCCAACAGCAGCAGCCCUGCCUAUGGAUCCCAUUACUGUGGCCAAGAACAAGGUGCUGCGCAUGCUGGAGAUGAAGCGGGCCCAGCAACUGAAGAUCAUCGAUUCGCGCGUGUCGGCAAAGGUUCCGCGCGUAACGAAGCUGCCGCCGCUCAAAGACAUUGUGAAAGAUACGUACCGCGUCGAAUUGGAGGAGGACAACAACAGCGAGGCUCCAACAGCAACAACGACGACGCCCAGAAUGAACACACUCCGCCCCGACUUGGACGCACUGAUUAUUGUUUCGGCCAGCUGUAACACGGACAUAACGAUACCACCGAACCAGCUGAGCAAGGCCUCGCCUCGCUCGCUGCUUAAGUCCUCGGUCCUCCUGUACAACAUGUCCAACGGCAAGGACGCGAAAAAGAACAUGAGCAACUCCCUCAUAGCCAGCAUACAGAGCGAGGUGGUGCGACAGACCAGCAGCACGGCCAUGGCCACGUUGCUGCCGAAGAGCAAUGCUGGCGGGGGCAAAGGAGCCAAGCCCCCGAGUGGGACUGAGACGAACGUGCCGCAUGGCGAGGAUAUGGUGAUCAUGCACUUGCCGAAGAACCGCGAGCGCAAAACUCUUGUCAACAUGUCUACCCAAACGGAUCUGCAACCCGAAUUUCCCCUCCUGGUGCUGCCCGCCACCACGCGGCAGUCACGCGAGCGCUCUAGGCGCAAAUACCGCAAACGGCGAGUCCCAGGCUCGGAUGAAUCUAGUUCCUCGAGAGGUUCCUCUUCGGAUAGCAGCAGCCUGGCUUCGUACAGAUCCCGGUCACGUUCCCGUUCCCGCUCCCACUCAAUAGAGCGGCUGCGCAGCUUGGAUGCAACGGCCACAUGCGGAGGCAGCAGUAUUGGCAACGGGGGCUAUUCCUCGCGCAGCACGCACCGUCACCGCAGCUCGGUUAGUUCGUCAUCGUACUCGGAGGCGGGCAAAUAUGAGCGCCGACAGCGUCGCACCAGCUACAACAAGCGACGCUCGAAAAACCAGCAGCCAAACCGGGCCGGCUACUCCAGUUCGGGCUCCGAAAUCAGCGAUCGGGAGCGUAGUCGUAGUCGCAGUCCGCAUCGCCCCUUGCGGCGUUCUCGUUCGCGCUCACAAUCUGAGGCGCGCUUCGAAAACAACAACAACAACAAUAGACGGGGAUUUGUGGAUCGGAACGUAUCACAGCCGGCGGUGGAGGAGCGCCGCAUUGUGUAUGUGGGUCGCAUUGAGCAGGAGACCACCAAAGAGCUGCUGCGCCGAAAGUUUCUGGCCUAUGGCAACAUUAAGCAGAUAACAAUACACUACAAGGAGAACGGCAUGAAGUACGGCUUUGUGACGUAUGAGCGAGCGCAGGACGCAUUCACGGCCAUCGACACAAGCCCAAAGGAUCCACAGAUCAAUAUGUAUGAUAUUAGCUUCGGCGGAAGACGCGCCUUCUGCCGUGCCUCGUAUGCCGAUUUAGACAAUGCUGGCAUCAACAACUACCACUCAUAUGUGUUUCCCAAGGAAGCACCGGCCCCAAAGCCGCAGGAGGACUCCUUUGAAGCUUUGUUGCUGAAAGUAAAGGCAAAGCUGAAUGCUGGCAAGCCAGAAACACCAGCAACUGGACCAUCAACUGCACCAGCAGCUGCACCGGCGCCAGAUCACAGUCAGAUUUGACAUCUUUGCUCCAACAGACAGUUUUUCGUAUUUUUACUUUACUUUUUACGUUUGUUUAGCCUGGAAGGUGAGCAGCCCUUCCUAUCCUUACUAUCUAUAUGCCACACGGCAUGGCAUGUGUCCGUAGACCAAUUCCCAAAGUUUCCAACUCUGACCUGAACGCCUGAUUAUAAUUUCUAAUCAUUUCAAUAUCGUACACUAGUUGACAGCAGAGCUAUGCGUUGCAAGCAACGAGACUAUUACACUAUACAUAUAUGCUAGGAUAAUUCUGGAGGGCGAGAGUGGAAACUACUACAACUACAAAUGAGACAAGAAAUUUGAACGAAAAUGGAAUUGUGAUAGCCGCACGUAAGGUGCACACAAAGUCAUUUAUUGCGGAUAAGUUAGCAAGAAAUCCAGAGAAGAAACAGACUCCACAGACUCAGAACAGCCUUGUAACAAUCCAUCAUCUAUCCACCCCCAUACAACCAUACACCCCUGAAACUGAACUAAAGUAUAAACGUCUGAACGAGCGAGAGGUGACACCAGGUCGCAGAAAUAGCGAGAGGAACACGCUACACAGCCGUUCGCUGAAUAGAAUAUAAUAUAUGUACAGCGAUCAUGCAUAUAUCUAUAGUUGAGAGAGCAAGGAGCGCGCAUGCUACAUGCGUCGGCCACGAAUUAAACUGUUGAUAACUAAACUUUGAUAUUAGUUUGUAAAGAGAAUAUUUUGUAUGUACGUUUAAUUUACUCGAUGUCCUUUGAAUAACCACAAACAACCACACAAUACAGAACACACAAACACCGCCAAACGUAAACUCUGCAAGCACACAAUCCACAGAAGCAAGACCGAAAUUAAAACGUAAUUCGUUUAAACAAACAAAUCUAAUCCAAGGAAGGAAAUUAUUUCAUUUUUCAUAUCGAAAUUACAAAACCAUGAAACCCAAACUGUGGCACACAUACAGUGUAGCCCAAGACACAAAAAUCGUAAUGGUACGAGUAACUAAGUAGACACCACAAAUUUUUCUUUAAGUUCUUUUGUACAAUUAUCCUUUUUAUAGAUUAAUAAAUGCUUGUUAGAUCCAGCAAAAUGAAUUGAAA
Molecule: messenger RNA, 4835 nt
Organism: Drosophila persimilis
Lineage: Eukaryota; Metazoa; Arthropoda; Insecta; Diptera; Drosophilidae
Gene: srl
Exons: 8
Coding region: 375-3755 (1126 amino acids)
Biological process (GO): positive regulation of transcription by RNA polymerase II
Cellular component (GO): nucleus
Molecular function (GO): transcription factor binding; RNA binding
Source: RefSeq, a predicted model, not a curated record